Messenger RNA from Trichobilharzia regenti, 1482 nucleotides. NCBI's taxonomy places the organism in Eukaryota, Metazoa, Platyhelminthes, Trematoda, Strigeidida, Schistosomatidae. The record is from the annotation of a GenBank genome assembly.
AUGAACAUUUCAUCGAUCGUGAAUACAAAUAUCUUGUCUAAUGCUAACUUGUCAGCUACAAAUAUGUUAAGACUCGGAAGCAAUGCUGUCCUGAAUACGCCAAUACCACCAGCAGCCUUAUUAAGUUUGAUUAAAAUGAGGUAUGAUCAGUUAGGUCCUGUGUUCCUUGGACCAGGUGCUGUUGAAAAUGAUUUUCCUUUUAAAUUACCUAUUUUGGAUGAAGAUCAGAAAAGUGCCUUAGAGAAAGCUAAAAAGUUUGCUAUUGAACAGAGUAUCAAAGCAGCUUUGGAGAAACAGUCCUUACAAAAACAUCUAAAUCCUAGUUACAUCGCCAAACGGGCGCAAACUCUGAGUCUUUUAAACCGUAUAUAUGUAGGUUCUAUUAGCUAUGAUUUGCGCGAGGAUGCGAUCAAAAAGGUCUUUUCACCUUUUGGACUCGUUCGAUCCGUUAAUCUUAGUUGGGAUUCUCUUAACCUUAAGCACAAGGGGUUUGCCUUCGUAGAAUUUGAGCAUCCAGAAGCAGCAUUCCUAGCUUCACAAAGCACAAAUAGCAUCAGCUUGGGAGGUCGACAGCUAAAAGUCGGUCGACCUAGCAAUUUAUUAAACGCAGAUUCACUUAUUGAGGACCUUAUAAAGGAAAAUGGACUUGAAAAGAAAAUAUAUGUUUCAGGAGUUCAUAAAGAUUUGAAUGAAGAUGACGUAUCUCUUGUAUUUGAAGCAUUUGGAAAAAUAUCAUUAUGCAAACUGAACCCUGACCCAUCUAAAUUACAAAAGCACCUCGGAUUCGGGUUCAUCGAAUAUGAAUCAGUUCAAUCUGCUAUCGAUGCUAUCGCCAACAUGAAUAUGUUUGACCUUGGGGGACAGUAUCUUCGUGUAUGCAAGGCCAUUUCCCCUCCAGAGGAAAUAAAUAUUGUAUCUAAGAUACCUUCUGCUGCCGCAUUAGCUGCUGCUUCAGUUACAGCUAAACUUAAUGCUAUGGAGGCGGAAAACUCCAGAAACAAGGCAACACCAUCCACAAAUCCGUCAGAAAAGUUAAAUACACACGGCACACAGGAUAUAAGUGAGGUUUCUGAUUCCUUUACUACAAAAGCUAAAGACGACGACGAAUUCGCACUCGACAGUCAAGACGAUUUGUUCAUCAAAGGAAAAGAAGCUCGAAAAGUGAUGAUGCAAAAGUUGUCUCGUGUUCCACAAAAUGUUAUGUUACUAAGAAAUAUGGUUGAACCAGGAGAGUGUGAUGAAGAUUUAGAACUGGAAGUAACUGAGGAAUGCUCCAGUUAUGGAUCAGUAGAGAAAGUUUCAAUACAUCAAGAACGCAGUAAAACUGGAGAGUUCACUGUCAAGAUAUUUGUUGUCUUCAGUGAUUUAGAGUCAACAAAUAGAGCUAUUACAGCAUUGAAUGGAAGAUAUUUUGCUGGUCGUAAAGUACAUGCAGAACUAUAUGAUAUAGAGAAGUUUAUAAGCAAUGACUUUACAGGUUAA